Messenger RNA from Trifolium pratense (red clover), 1265 nucleotides. Its product is annotated as ribosomal RNA small subunit methyltransferase G. NCBI's taxonomy places the organism in Eukaryota, Viridiplantae, Streptophyta, Magnoliopsida, Fabales, Fabaceae. Gene Ontology annotation, molecular function: rRNA (guanine-N7-)-methyltransferase activity. Gene Ontology annotation, biological process: rRNA processing. The record is from RefSeq and is a predicted model, not a curated record. The transcript has 7 exons. Gene Ontology annotation, cellular component: cytosol; cytoplasm. The coding region runs from base 106 to 918 and encodes 270 amino acids.
UUUUGGACAUUUGAUCCGGUUGAGAACAACUAACCAACUACAAACGGCUACCAAUAGUUGAGUGCUGCGGGAUAACGUGAAAGCGCGCGCGGUCGAAGGAGGGAGAUGGUUGUACUUUUCAAUUUGCAGUUUUCUCGGUGGACUUUCUACAAACACCUUACGCCUCGGAAAUUCACAACUCUCUGUAAGCACAAUUCCACCGCUAAUUUAUCCCAUUUCGUAACCCUAACUUCCCGCCAGAAAGAUCAAAUUCAUCUCUACGUCGACACACUUCUUCAAUGGAACAAGCGCAUGAAUCUAACCGCUGUUAAAGAAGUUAAUGAAGUUAUGGAAAGACACAUUGAGGACUCCCUCGCGAUUUUGCCUCCGAUGAGCGAUAAUUAUAUCAAUCACUGCAGCAGUUCCAUCGAUAAGCUUAAACUUGUCGAUGUUGGAACUGGUGCCGGCCUUCCUGGAGUAGUUUUGGCCAUAGCUCGACCAGAUUGGGAUGUAACGCUGAUGGAAUCUAUGUACAAGCGGUGCGUCUUCUUGGAGCAUGUUGUCAGUGUUAUAGGUUCCUCUAACAUUCAAAUUGUAAGAGGACGAGCAGAGAGUUUGGGGCAGAAUCUUUGCUUCAGAGAGAAAUUUGACAUAGCAGUAGCCAGGGCAGUUGCAGAGACGAGAAUAUUAGCUGAGUAUUGUCUUCCGUUGGUUCGUGUUGGGGGAAUGUUUGUUGCUGCCAAGGGUCAUGAUCCUGAGGAUGAAGUUAAGAAAGCUGAAAGCGCUAUCAAGAAAAUGGGUGCAUCAUUAUUGCAAGUAUGCUCAGUGGAAUCGCAAAGCCCAUAUGGUCAGCGUACUGCUGUCAUAUGUCUUAAGGAUCAUCCCACGCCAAUGAAAUAUCCCCGUGGUCCCGGUACACCAGCUAAAGAACCAUUGUAAGAUGGACCCUCAUUGUGUUGGCCGAGUUCUGCUGUUCUUCCUACACGGUCCUAUCACUUUUCUUGAACCAGCGUCUGAGAGAAGGACCCUAUGAUGUGCAUGAUUGACCUGAUUUUUCACUCAUAUAGGACAAUUUGUUAUCUAAUUUAUUAUAAAUUUAUAAUGUUAGUGUUGUUUUUUUGUUUUUUUGUUUUUUUUUUACUUUGUAUAUCUUGUGAUGCUACUCUACUUGCACACUGACAAAGCAUUACAAUAUGCCUUUGUAUAAACAUAUUUGCAAGCUGUCCUCAAACCUGUCCUCUUUCUUUGUAUAGCAAUUAAAUUUAUUGCUCUGUUGAAUUUGAUCA